Messenger RNA from Camellia sinensis, 384 nucleotides. Lineage: Eukaryota; Viridiplantae; Streptophyta; Magnoliopsida; Ericales; Theaceae. The record is from RefSeq and is a predicted model, not a curated record.
AUGAUGUUUGUUCACCAACCAGGAUCUGGAAUUAAAUCCAAGUUGAAUUAUACUUUCGGGUUCUUCCAUAUGAACAUUAAGCUACCAGCCAAUGACUCCGGAGGAGUCGCAACAGCCUUUUAUUUGAAAUCGGAAGAUAGUGAAUUGGAUUUUGAGUUCUUGGGCAACAAAAAAGGGAAGCCCAUCAGAGUCCAGACGAAUUCUAAAGGGUACAAGGAGGUAAAAAGCAUUGGUGCUUCUGUUGAUCAAUCUAUUGAUGUUGCUGGAAUCUACAAUGAGGCAGCUACUCUUAAUCAAGAAGACAUGGUUAUUGAUGAAAGUAACUCUGGUGAACCAUGGGUUCAAGGAUUUAUGGAAGGUGAGUAUUCUGAUCUGAAUGUUUAG